CACCCUUCCUCUAGCAACUUCUCAACACCAAAGGAAUAGUGUAUCAUGGACUUGAAGCAAAGAACAGAUAAGCCCGCAACGAACACCAGGAAGAGACUUGAAGAACGGCGAGAGCCGAGAUACCAUGUCUACAUCCGGCUGCCCUUCAACCGUGGAGACUUUGUCGAUCCAGGGACAGUGAACUGGAACGAAAUCAAGUCCGACGCCCUGUGGGCUGUUCUUUCCGAUUCCUCGCUUGGCCAUGUCGACUGUACGAAGCUGGCUACUCAGUUCGACGUGACUGUCGACUUCCUCCUGCAGAUGGCUAACUAUUUGACCGAGCGGCAUACCUCUCAGCUCAGGGCACACAUGCUGAAGGCAGCAGCAGCUAGGGGUUCCAACGCUCCGUCGCCGGUCCCUGGCGCCGAGCCUCCUGCCACCCAUCAGCCAACUGUCACGGAGCCUUCGAGACGCUCCAGUUCAGCAGCCGGCCGCGCUCCGUCAGCGCUAUCAGUGCGUAAGGAGACCGGGACUCCGCUUCCGAGGAACGAAGAGGACCAGGGCGAUGUCGCCGCCGCCGCCGGCACCUUCAACAAGAUCACUCUCCCCGUCCGACCGGGAAGCUCUCGGAACUCAUCAGCCAGCACGGCUACCACCAUGCAGAACCUACAGAAUCAGCCCACUAGUCGGCCAGGCACAGCUCCCCGCCUAAGCGAUCCCAGAAAACGGUGGCUCCCUCGCCUCGCUACCACUGCCCUGCCACAACAACAGUACCAACCGCCACAGGAAGAGACCGACACCGAGAGACCCCCGCCAAGCCCAACGGCCUCCACCUCGUCAUCCUCAACGUCCUCCUCUGACAGCCCGGUUCAGAGCCGCAUUAUCCGACGUCCACCACGCUUCCAAGUCCGGGAUCCGCGAACGGGCGGGGGCGGGGGCAACGGAGGUGCCGCUUUCGGCGACGACGAUGACGACGGCGACGAUGCCGAGCCGGCAUUCCUGCCGUACACGCAACGCCACCAGCCAGGUUCAGCCGUGCACGGUAGCUCUGGCACAGGCAGCAUCAGCAGCGGCCAGGACCUGGGCGCCACCCUGCGCGGAGACAUGCGCGACCCGGCCGGUCGACGGCGCUCGGGUGACGCUGCCAGUCAGUCGCAGACGUCGGACUCGUCGGUUGGGUCGGUCGCUGUUGUGCCCCGGCGGCCGUCCACCGUUGACGCUGGCACGGGUGGCGUGAGGGCCAGCGGUGGCGAGCGGCGGGGACCCAGCGGCCAGCUCCUUUCGCCGAGGCGGACUGCCGAGCUGGCUGCGAGGGGCCAGGGUCUUUCUGCGGCGAGUAGGGGUAGAGGCGCUUCGAGGGAAGGGAGUGAAGGGACGCCUAGUAUGGGGAGCAGUUUUAGUGAUCUUGAUGAUGCUUCUGUCACACAGUCGGCGCUGGAGGAAGCCCUUGCUAGCCGCAUGCAGGACGGCACGAUUGGCAGUCGGAUGAGUGUCAUUGGCGGCACUAUCGGGGCCAUCAGGAGCAGGUACCUGCCCAAGCCUAAUCGGCAGUGAGGAAGACGAGGAGUGCUAAAUUGGAUAGUUCGGUUUGGUUUGGUUUGGGGUUUAUUAGACGAAUCAUGUUGAAGUUAUGGCGUUGCUUGGUCAUGGGCUUGGUGGUGUAUUGGCACCUCAACCAGCUGUUGAAGGCUAGCAGUUUUUGUCGUGUAGGUGUCUUUCUGCAAUCCAGCUUGGAAAUGAGGGAAAGACCGUCGGGGUUUCGAGGAGCUUCUCCCUAGAAAUCAAUGGUGCCGAGCUCAACAAGACAGACGCGGCAUACCAGGAGAACUGAGCAAGAGGAUGGUCCUCCGGAGCACUUUGACAUUUUCUUCCUCACAUCAAGCAGAAGCACAGUUCUCAAACCUAU
This is a messenger RNA of Parathielavia appendiculata, 1885 nucleotides long. RefSeq lists its product as uncharacterized. The transcript is spliced from 5 exons. The record is from RefSeq and is a predicted model, not a curated record. NCBI's taxonomy places the organism in Eukaryota, Fungi, Ascomycota, Sordariomycetes, Sordariales, Chaetomiaceae. The coding region runs from base 46 to 1533 and encodes 495 amino acids. Gene Ontology annotation, cellular component: phagophore assembly site. Gene Ontology annotation, biological process: autophagosome assembly.